Alosa sapidissima (American shad) is the source of this 3435-nucleotide messenger RNA. It is a transcript of the gene bmpr1ba, whose product is annotated as bone morphogenetic protein receptor, type IBa. The record is from RefSeq and is a predicted model, not a curated record. NCBI's taxonomy places the organism in Eukaryota, Metazoa, Chordata, Actinopteri, Clupeiformes, Clupeidae. Gene Ontology annotation, cellular component: plasma membrane; signaling receptor complex. Gene Ontology annotation, molecular function: transforming growth factor beta receptor activity, type I; ATP binding; SMAD binding. Gene Ontology annotation, biological process: dorsal/ventral pattern formation; BMP signaling pathway; protein phosphorylation. The transcript has 12 exons. The coding region runs from base 684 to 2306 and encodes 540 amino acids.
UGUCUUCUCUUGAAACAUCUAUUUAUCUUGUUGGAGCGUUAAGAUCUCCUGCUCGUUUUUUUCAUUGGGUGGUAAUAGAGCGUUGCAGUUACCCGGGCAGGGGCGGAGGGGCAUGUGAAAGCAUCCAUUCAGAUGCUGCACAUGGAUACUUCCCAAGACAAGCCCAACAAGACGGCUGUUUGCUGUGGUUCAACAAAGAUUCCUGUCAUAAUUCAGGCAGUUUAUCUAGCCAAGCAUCGUGGCAAAUGCAAUGUAGACAAACUAGACACUGCGAUAGCUGCCUAAUUCAGCUAAACUCACGUAAUGCUCAGGUGGAGUGGAGGGGAAAGAAAAAACAUGUUGUCUGCCGGCCUGUCCCUCGUCCUACAGUCUGCCUUUGACCGUGUAGCUCUUUCCUGCCAGCAGACGCCCCUCAUCAGCACGGAUUAAGCUGGGCAGUCAGUGUCGGAGCGGCAGUGAUUCAGGCUGCUGUGUGUUUUGUGUGGUGUGGAGUUUCUCACACCGCAGAGAAGAGACAGUUUCUCUCACUGACACACACACACACACACACUCGCAGACGCAGAAACACACACACACUCUCAGAGGCUUUUGAGCACAGCGCGCGGAGGCCGGAGCCUCAGGGAUUUACCUCAUCUUUCGUCCGGCCAGUGGACGCACAGACAGACAGAUAGACGAACGGAGUGAUGGACAGACGGUUAAAGAUGGGACCACGGUGGGACGGCGCGUGGCGGACUCCUCUGCUGCUGUUGGGACUGACCGCUCUCCUCUCUCGGGCUCAGGCUAACGUUCUGGACGCCAUGUUGCUGAGGAAUUCUGGGAAGGCGGCGUCGGACAGCAGCAAAGAGACGAGCGGCGACACGGCUCCCGCUCUGCCCCAGCGCCUGCUCUGGUGCUACUGCUACCACCACUGCCCUGAGGACUCCAGAAACAACACCUGCAGGACGGAUGGGUUCUGCUUCACUAUGGUGGAGGAGGAGGAGGGUGGUGUGCCCGUCUUGACCUCCGGUUGUCUAGGUCUGGUGGGCUCUGAGUUCCAGUGCAGGGACACGGGGAACUCUCGUCAGAGGAGAACGCUGGAGUGCUGCACUGACCAGGACUACUGUAACCGAGACCUGCGCCCUACGCUGCCCCCCAUCCAAACGCCCAAUUACGUGGAUGGGAAUAUCCACCACAUGGCUCUGCUCAUCUCUGUGACGGUCUGCAGUAUCAUACUGUCACUCAUCAUCGUCUUCUGCUACUUCAGGUACAAGCGUCAGGAGUCGCGUCCGCGCUACAGCAUGGGUCUGGAGCAGGACGAGACCUACAUCCCCCCCGGAGAGUCCCUGAAGGACCUGAUUGAGCAGUCGCAGAGCUCAGGCAGUGGCUCAGGGCUCCCUCUGCUGGUGCAGCGCACCAUCGCCAAGCAGAUCCAGAUGGUGAAGCAGAUUGGCAAGGGCCGCUACGGUGAGGUGUGGAUGGGCAAGUGGCGCGGCGAGAAGGUGGCUGUCAAGGUGUUCUUCACCACCGAGGAGGCCAGCUGGUUCCGCGAGACCGAGAUCUACCAGACGGUGCUGAUGAGGCACGAGAACAUACUGGGCUUCAUCGCGGCGGACAUCAAGGGCACGGGCUCGUGGACGCAGCUCUACCUGAUCACCGACUACCACGAGAGCGGCUCUCUCUACGACUACCUCAAGUCCACCACGCUGGACUCCAAGGCCAUGCUGCGGCUGGCCUACUCGUCCGUCUCGGGCCUGUGCCACCUGCACACCGAGAUCUUCGGCACGCAGGGCAAGCCGGCCAUCGCCCACCGCGACCUUAAGAGCAAGAACAUCCUGGUCAAGAAGAACGGCACCUGCUGCAUCGCUGACCUCGGCCUGGCCGUCAAAUUCAUUAGUGACACAAACGAGGUGGACAUCCCUCCCAACACGCGGGUGGGCACCAAGCGCUUCAUGCCCCCGGAGGUGCUGGACGAGAGCCUCAACCGCAACCACUUCCAGUCCUACAUCAUGGCCGACAUGUACAGCUUCGGCCUCAUCCUGUGGGAAAUCGCCAGGAGAUGCGUGUCCGGAGGCAUAGUGGAAGAAUACCAGUUACCGUACCACGACCUUGUGCCCACUGAUCCUUCAUAUGAAGACAUGAGGGAAGUGGUGUGCAUCAAGAGGUUACGACCCUCAUUCCCCAACAGAUGGAGCAGUGACGAGUGCCUGAGACAGAUGGGCAAACUGAUGACCGAGUGCUGGGCCCACAACCCGGCCUCUCGCCUCACCGCCCUCCGCGUCAAGAAGACCCUGGCCAAGAUGUCCGAGUCCCAGGACAUUAAGCUCUGAGAGGAGCCGACCGACCAGACAGCGCCGGCAGCAAAUAAAAACAAAAAACACAAAAAAACAAGAAAGACAUAUCGCUUCAGCUACCCACAAUCCCUUGCUCCACUGGGUCGAAACGGGAUGCCCCCCCAGAUCAGGUCGGGUCAGGUUUGGCCCAGCAGCAGGAGCCGUCUCCCCCGCACAGAAGUUGAGGAAGAAGGAAGGGAGGAUGAGGAGGAGGGGGGGUGUCUCAGAAGAGGAAACGACGAGAAACUAGGGGAGAUAAGAGAUGAGAAGACCUGUUUUGGGAAGGGUGUUUUUUUCCCUUCGGUGGGGUUUAGGGUGGGUAAAUCUAACGGAGUGAAUUAUUUAGUCCAAGAGGCCUGGACGCGGUCAGCAGGUAGUGCCUUUAAAAAGGAAGUGGUCUGUCCUUGAUCUCUGCGCUCGGGAGCCCCUGCAAGGACGGACAGCCCGCGGUGCUGGCGGCCAGCAGAGAAGCUUCUCCUCGUUGCUUUCUGUGAAAGCUUUAUUAGACCACAGACUUUUUGGUGUUGAUGUUGAUGUUGUUGUUGUUUGUUUAUUGAUUUUCUUCCUGAGGAGGGAAGCUGAGGAGACGGAAGUGAGGAGAUGGAGGUGGGGGAUGGAGGGAUGGAGGGGGGUGGAGGGGUAGAGCCCAGCGUUUGUGAACCAAACAGCGGGACACGCACGAGGGGAUCAGCGUCGCUCGGACAAUCAGAGGCCUCAGCUCAGUAUUGACUUUUCUCCACUCCGUCCACUGCCUGGUUCCCCUGCUGAUGGCUGGCGCGAUGUGUUUGUUGACCGGAGGACAAGGGCAAGACAAAUCAGGAUUGGCUGUACAUCCCUUUUCUCUCACUCUCUCUCUCUCUCUGUUUUAAGUUCUCUUGGACUUUGUUAGUUGUGCACUGGCUGGUGGUAUACCUGAACCAAAGACUGAAGUAACGUAGAGGUCAUUAAAGGUCAAUAACAGAUGUCUGUCUAUAUUCACUGGCGACGAGUGGAAUUGUAAUUCUCGGUAUCAUUGUGAGGCAGACAGGCACACCAUACCUGUCAACACUCCCGCUUUUCCCGGGUUUCUCCCGUAUUUCAAGGUCAUCUCCCGGCACCCUCCCGUUUUGUUAUUUCUCCCGGAAAA